Molecule: messenger RNA, 636 nt
Organism: Alosa sapidissima (American shad)
Lineage: Eukaryota; Metazoa; Chordata; Actinopteri; Clupeiformes; Clupeidae
Product: P2Y purinoceptor 13-like
Exons: 2
Coding region: 1-636 (211 amino acids)
Biological process (GO): G protein-coupled receptor signaling pathway; negative regulation of adenylate cyclase activity
Cellular component (GO): membrane
Molecular function (GO): G protein-coupled purinergic nucleotide receptor activity
Source: RefSeq, a predicted model, not a curated record
AUGGGGGUCAUCAGCCUCAACCGUUUCUUCAAGAUUGUGCAGCCCGGUGGGAAACUGCUCGGCCAAAGUGCCGUCUUUGGCAAAGUGGUCUCUUCAGUCGUGUGGGUAGUGCUACUCAGCAUAACCAUGAUACCAACCAUGGCACUCACCAGUGAGAAGCCAACCAAUGACACUGCAGAGCUGUGCAUGGCCAUGAAGAGUGACUUGGGGAAGGAGUACCAUCAUGGGGUUAGCAUUUUCUGCAACUGGAUUUUCUUUGUCGUGUUAAUCGUCAUUGGACUCUGCUACACGUGCAUUGCAAAGAGGGUCAUUGAGUCAUACAGAAACUCAGGGAGCAAGAACCUCCAGGGGAAACGAAAGAUCAAAGCUCGGGUGUUUAUCGUUCUGGCGGUGUUCCUGGUCUGCUUCGCCCCCUACCACAUCACACGCAUCCUUUAUGCCCCCACACAAGGGAAGAAUACGUAUAGCUGCAACUGGGCUUCACUGAAGGGGGCUAAGGGCAUCACUCUGUGGCUUGCCACCACCAACGUCUGUCUGGACCCCCUCAUCUACAUUUUACUGUGCAAAGCUUUCCGGGAGAAACUGUAUGAGUUCAAGAUAUCUCCCAACGUCGUCUUCCAGGCAGCGCUGGCAUGA